AACAACAAACUAAUAGGGAAUCAAUCAGCAAGCCAGGCAGCAUCGGGGUAGCUGACAGUAGUUUCUGCCAUUCAUUCGCUGAGUUGUAUUUUAGGGUGUUUUUUUCCGAUCCUUUUUUCACAGAUUUGAGCGUGCCAAGUAAAGGAAAAAGCAAAACAUGGCUGGUUUAAUGGCAGGUUUUCAUUACACCCACGCUAUCGUCCGGGGAGUCCCCGCGUCCCUGGCUAAAGGAGCGCUCCGGAUGAGCCAGUCGGAGGUGGACCUGGUCCGGGCUCAGAGGGAGCACGAGGCUUACGUCGAGGUCCUGAAGACAAAAGUCGGGCUGGAGGUGGUCGAGCUCCCCGCGGACGAGUCUCUCCCGGACUGCGUGUUCGUGGAGGACGCGGCGGUGGUGUGUGGCGACACGGCGCUCAUCACCAGACCCGGCGCAGAGAGCAGGAGGAGAGAGACGGAGGCAAUGAAACAGGCUCUGAAGGAGUUGAAUAUGAAAAUUGUGGAAAUGGAAGAUGAAAACGCCACUCUGGAUGGAGGAGAUGUCCUUUUUACAGGUCGAGAGUUCUUCGUGGGCCUUUCCAAAAGGACCAAUCAAAGAGGAGCAGAGAUCUUAGCAGAUGUCUUUAAGGACUAUGCUGUGUCUACUGUGCCUGUGCUAGAAGGUCUGCACCUGAAGAGCUUCUGCAGCAUGGGGGGACCAGGCCUCAUUGUCAUUGGGUCCAGUGAACACGCUCAAAAAACCCUCAAAAUCAUGCAACAAAUGAGCGACCAUCGCUAUGACAAACUGACGGUGCCGGAUGACUUAGCUGCCAACACCGUCUACAUGAACCUGCCCAAUAAGGGACAUGUGCUUCUGCACUGUACACCAGAGCAGUAUCCAGAAAGUGCAAAGAUGUUCGACAAGCUGAAGGACUACAUGCUGAUCCCCGUGUGCAACGCGCAGAAGGUCAAAGUGGAUGGAGCCCUCACAUGCUGCUCUGUGCUCCUCAACAAGAAGGCCAAUAACUGAGCGUGCCAUAUAACUUUUCUUUUUACUUAUUUGCUCCUUUACAACUAAUCUGAGAACUGUUAGGAUAUAAUUCUUAUUUCUUUGAUGAAGAAAAAUCUGAUCCUGAAGAUCCCACCUACUGCACGUCUGUAGACAAAUCAUCUUGAUUAUUAUUUGAUGUUUGCUAUCGUUAAACUGAAUCACAAAACCGAGCUCUGGGCUAACAAAAACAGAUGAAUCUGUUUGAUCAAUAGUUUUUCUUGCCAAUAAAGUCAAGUCUUACAAGAAUUGCAAGGCAGAUUUAUGAAUUACAUAACUAACAGACAUCUACAGUGAUAAAUAAAAUAAAAUAUUGUUUACAUGUGCCAUUUUAACUGUGAAUUAAUGUUAAAUGUGUUUGGCUAUGUAAUAGUACUGGGACUCAGUUUGAAAUUCACUUUUCAAGAACUGUAUUUGGGAGCAAGAUUGAGGAAACGGCCUGAUUUUGCUGUUAAAUGAAAACCUCAAUUUCACUGUUGCAAUUUAGCUGUUUUUAAAGUUAUAUGCUAAAUAUCCAUUGUCUCUUUUAAUAUUGGUGCUAAGUGAGUUUCAUGACCAAACAUUAUUUCAAAAUUUUAAUGCAUGGCCACUUAUCUGACUAUUAGCUUGUUUUUAUUUCUUAUACUGCAAAUACAAUUCUUGAAAACCCCUUUGGAGAAAUUAGCUUUUGAUGCGAACACAGUGUUAUGAUUGUUUUGGGGAGGGUUUUGUGAUUUACUAUGAUUUUGUGAUUGGUAUUGAAAGUGCUGCCAUUGAGACCUGAGGUGCCCUUACCUUUCAUAACUACUGAUAACCAAUCAUCCACCAUCCAUUAUAUAGUACUGAAGACAGUUUUUGAAUGAUGCUUAAUAAUUACCACCAGCUUUAGAAGCAAAAAUUAACCUGUUAAUCGAGGCUAGAGUGAUAUUGAUUGUGAUGAUUAGAUUCAUGCAGGGAUGCAAAUUUGACAAAAACAAAGUGGAAACGACUGAUUAAUAAUCUGUGCCAACCCCGAAGAGGAUAGAUAAAAGUUAUCUGUGUGGGAAAUGUAUGUUUUCAUAAUUCCACUGCUCCUUUAAUGCACAAUGCCUCUACAGAAAAACCAAUGACCUUACUACUGCUGUAUGAUUUCUGAAGGGUCUGUAAUUUUCCUCACACCGCUGGUUCUGCCUGUGCUGUGUAUUACACUGGAGUCCCCCCCCCUCCCCCAUCUGGCAGUUUCUACUGCAAAACUGUCAAAGAGCAUGCUGUGAAAAUGAUAUUUGUUCCACUAAAUCCAGUAGCACCAAAUGUGACUGCAGUGAGAGUUUGCACAGUGUGGAGAACAAGCUAACUUGCCUCGUUUGGCGAAUGUUUCCAUGUGUGUUCACGAUGUUAGCUGCCAGCAGGAGUUUUAAGGGUGUUGAUGAGCUCUGUUUUAGUGGCCUUAUCGCUGUUGUGAUUUGGCCCGUAAAUGUGACAUGCAUGUGUACUGUACACGUUAAAGCCCAUCACGUCUGAAAACGUGUUGUUUCUCAAUGUGAUUGUAAGUGAAAGUUGAGGAAAUGACAUCAGGAGGUGAUUCAACCUCCCUCAAUAGACUUUUGCUUAUGGGCAAGUGGGCAGUGAUGAAACAUGGAAAGAAUUCCUGUUGGGAGGAGAGGCUUGUACGCUAGUAAACACUGACUCUUAAACUUUCUCUGUCUUUCUCUCUACUGUCUCACUUGCUUUCUCCCACCCUUCGCUAUUGCCUCAUAGACAAUUCUGGGCUAAUUUAUGGUCAUGAUAUCAUACAGUCUGGCUAACACUGUGGAUGUGAUGGCCUGUCGUUAAAGUGUGACACUAGUAGUAUAUUUUACAGGAGGCGGCUGGCUGGAUGGAGGGUGAUCGCAUAGUUGCAGAACAUCCAGUUCUCAUUCUCACGCAGUUGCUGCAGAAAUUUGAGCCAGGCAGGACUAUUCAUCCUCUGUCUGGUCAGUGUGUCAACUUUUGGGUUUUAGGGAAGCAUAGUCGUUUUACGUAAAAGUGACAUCCGUUGUUUUGAAUGUAGUUUUAUGAAUCACCCUUUGGUUGAACAGCUCUGAAAAUACAAUCUUUCCCCACUGUCCAUUCUUUGUUGAGGGCUUCCACUAAUCCUUUUACUAAUCUGCUCACUCAUUCCAGUAGUCAUGAUGUUGUGAUUGCCCAUGUUCCAACUCAGGUCUCUUGGUUGUGAGUAAUACUUAUUUUAGUUGUCUGACAAAAGAGCCUUUGCGUCUACUAUGUAUAAUAAAGUAACAAUAGCAUUCAA
Molecule: messenger RNA, 3269 nt
Organism: Scomber scombrus (Atlantic mackerel)
Lineage: Eukaryota; Metazoa; Chordata; Actinopteri; Scombriformes; Scombridae
Gene: ddah1
Product: dimethylarginine dimethylaminohydrolase 1
Exons: 6
Coding region: 158-1003 (281 amino acids)
Biological process (GO): arginine metabolic process; positive regulation of nitric oxide biosynthetic process
Molecular function (GO): amino acid binding; dimethylargininase activity
Source: RefSeq, a predicted model, not a curated record